AUGGCCUGGAUUUCAGCUAUCCUCUGUACUGCUGGCUGCCUCUUUCCCUAUUGGUUGAGGGGAUCCUUCAAGGUCACCAUUUGGACCCCCAACGCUACCACUAGACUUCUUACCAGCCAUGUAGGUCUCUUCCGACGAUGUGUCUAUCCCACGUACUCGCCGUCGAUGCAGUCGACAGCCAACGAUUCCGGCAUUGCUCUACAAUCGAAUUGUGGUCACUACUCCUUUGCAGACAUUCCGCAUUUUGCUUGGAAGAUUGGUCUAGUCACGCUGGCGGUAUCCUGUGUCAUUCUCUUUUUCAUCACCUUUUUCCUCUUCGUGUCGGGCUUCAGCAUUUCCAUUCUGGCCAACAGCUGCGUUUGCAAGUUAUGCCAGUUUGGGUUCCUUGUCUCGGGUCUGCUCGUCGCCUUCACCUGCAUAAUGUAUCCAAUCGGCUGGAAGACAAAUGAAGAAGCUCGACAGAUAUGCGGUGCCUCCGUGGGCGCCUUUAAUAUCGUCAUUCACAAUCAGUCACUGAUCGACCUUGGCCUUCGAGUGCGCACUUAUGGUGCUCCCUUUCGUGGUCUAAGCCAAUCAGGAGGUAGCGAACGUGAGAGCAACUCUCCGGAUGCUCGGCAUUUGGACACGAUGACUGUGGGCAAACAGCACUGCGCAGAAAUGCCCAAUGGUGUUUACGUGAGUGGUCCCACUGUGCCCCUCCUAAGGAUCGAAAACACCGCCACCCCCACCGAUCAGUCCUCACUCAACCAAGGCAGCUUCAGUCGCGAAACGAGCAGCGUACAAGGCAUGGUUGCCAUGACAUCCAGCACCUACGUUUCAACGCCGGAAUUCCGUGUGCUAAUGCCUGCAACACCUGUGAUCAUUCAGACGCAUUAA
This is a messenger RNA of Echinococcus granulosus, 876 nucleotides long. Its product is annotated as Lipoma HMGIC fusion partner. The transcript has 4 exons. The coding region runs from base 1 to 876 and encodes 291 amino acids. The record is from RefSeq and is a predicted model, not a curated record. Lineage: Eukaryota; Metazoa; Platyhelminthes; Cestoda; Cyclophyllidea; Taeniidae. Gene Ontology annotation, cellular component: membrane.